Molecule: messenger RNA, 1015 nt
Organism: Olea europaea var. sylvestris
Lineage: Eukaryota; Viridiplantae; Streptophyta; Magnoliopsida; Lamiales; Oleaceae
Product: transcription factor DUO1-like
Exons: 3
Coding region: 1-882 (293 amino acids)
Source: RefSeq, a predicted model, not a curated record
AUGGAUGAGAAGAGGAGAAUGUAUGAAAAUAUGAGUGAAAUCAAGAAAGGGCCAUGGAAGGAAGAAGAAGAUAAGGUGUUGCUAAGUCAUGUUAAAAAGUAUGGUCCAAGGGAUUGGAGCUCUAUUCGAUCCAAAGGCCUCUUGCGCCGGACUGGAAAGUCUUGUCGUCUCCGCUGGGUUAACAAACUCCGACCCAACUUGAAAACGGGGAUUAAGUUUUCUGCAGAAGAGGAAAGAACAAUAAUAGAUCUUCAAGCACAAUACGGGAACAAAUGGGCGAGAAUUGCCACAUAUUUACCAGGGAGAACUGACAAUGAUGUAAAGAAUUUUUGGAGCAGCCAAAAGAAGAGGCUGGCAAGGCUUCUGCAGACGACUCCAUCAUCGUCCAACAAACAAGUCGAGGCCUCAGGUAUCCAUGCUCCCUCUUUUGAGGCACUUGAGUUCAACUUGGGAAAACAAAGAGAAGAUGUGUUAGGACGAGAUUUCAAACAACAAGAAGAAAAUCGAUUGACAGAUCUGAUACAUCCAACCUCGCUUAAUUUCGAUGAGGGCCUAUAUCAGCUCGAAUUUGACCCUAAUGACAUGAAACCGUACAAUUUAUUGCAAUCAUCUAUCCCGUUUCCUCCACAACUCAAUCUGGACUUCCCUUCACUUGAAAACCAAGAAUUCAUCAUGGGGUUUGAAGUUCCCAACUUUUUCGACGUUUUUGGGCAUGGGAGUGCUUCUGAAAUUGGGAAUGUACAUCUUCCCCCAACAUCAUCAUGUUUGGAACCCGAGAAAAGCGCUCCAAAUGUAACUCCGGAUAUAAGCCUUAUUGAUGAUUUCCCCCCGAUGGAUAUUUUCGACCAUAUUGACCCAUUUCAGAGCCCAUCGGAGUGGUGAUAAGAUCUUGGAGUCAUUUCUUGGUCGCGAUUCAAAUCCUGUCAGUUAGAUACCGCAAAAAUAGUCGCGCAAUAAACUAGUUUGUGCCAUGAUUUGGUAGUUGCACUUAUUUUGUACUUUGGCAUAAUGUGCC